CUGAGGUACGCAAGCCAUCAUAUGCGACCAUAUCUGGGGCCAUUAAGGUUGCGGUCGUACCAGAGGGGUACCCCAAAGUCAUCCUCAGCAGGGCAAAACCUAUCACAGCUCGAGGACGCACUACUGGAGGAACUAGUCCUCUCCGGUUGGGAUUCUCCAAUCAAGUUUGGAGGAAUCCACUUCAGGGUGGGCCACCUGAUAGUGGACUGCCGCAACGCAACCACUGCUGAGUGGCUGCAAUCAGCAGUCCCCAGCCUCAGUAAGUGGAGCGGUGUCUCCCUGGAGGUAAGGAUGGGAGACGACCUGCCAUCGUCACACAACAACACCAUCUUCUGCCCCAGGACAGGGGACAAAACAACAAAGUGGAUCAUGGAAUUGAUCAAGAAACAGAAUGACUUGGACACUGAGCACUGGCAUCUCAUAUCAAGGAAGAAUGAGGGUGGUGGCUCGCUCCUCAGCCUUGGCAUUGAUGACAACUCAUGCGCCAAGAUUAUCUCUCGUGACCACAAGCUGAGCUUCAGGUUUGGAGACAUCUCAGUUUGUGGUCUAAAAAAGGCCAAAGCGAUCAAAUCCGGCACAAGACAGGUCGAGACUCCUCGAAAUCUACCAGUCUCCGCGGAGAAGAAGAAGCCCAAUAAGCUCUCCGAAUCCAGCGAGGAUCUGGCGGAUGAUGAGGAUCUUGAUGCGACCAUCAUCGAGAUGGGGGAUCAGACCCCGUUUUCCUCUCAGGAGCUAGACAUGGAACUAGACCUGCUGAGUAAGGAAGAAGCGAUACCGGUGGAUGGUGAUCUGGGUAUCUCCAGAUCAGCAAUGUAGACGAUGGAAACGACCAUCUAAUGGUCGGAAGUACAGGGAUAGCUCAGGUGAACAUCCAUCGCGCCAAGGCGGCCUCGGCUGUGCUGGCAAGGAUGUUCACCAAACAACAUCUUGGGCUAGCCCUGGUACAGGAACCCUGGUAUAACCAGGGAAUAAAAGGACUGUACGUGAAGAACGCCAAGAAUUUCUCACGCGGGACUGUGUACCGAUCGUGGUAGAAGAUGUGGGAGCAGCCAAGAAGACUGUGGUGGCAUCGGUAUACUUUGCCGGUGACGAGGCGUGCCCACCGCCCGAAAUCACUGCACUGGCAAAAUACUGCAAGAGGAUACACUCACCCAUCAUCAUCGGAUGUGAUGCAAAUGCACAUCACGUGAUAUGGGGCAGCAGCGACGUAAAUCAAAGAGAUGAGUCACUCUUAGAAUUUAUCUUGAAUAACAAUCUAGAAAUCCUAAAUGUCGGCAAUGUUCCGACAUUUGUUACCAGGGUAAGAUCUGAGGUUCUAGACAUUACACUUUCCAGCAGAUCAGUGGCUUCGCAUAUAAGCGACUGGCACGUAUCUCCUGAGGAGUCAAUGUCAGAUCACAGAAUUAUUCGU
Molecule: messenger RNA, 1411 nt
Organism: Drosophila simulans
Lineage: Eukaryota; Metazoa; Arthropoda; Insecta; Diptera; Drosophilidae
Exons: 2
Coding region: 22-816 (264 amino acids)
Source: RefSeq, a predicted model, not a curated record